AUGGAAGUGAAUGUUGUUUACUCUGUGCGUGCUUCUGUAACCAAGAGAGAUGUGGAGAUUGGAGAGAUGUGGAGCCAGAAGCUUUCGAGUGAUGCUCAAGAGCCUAGCUUCAAGGCUCUUCAUCUAGGAGGGACCCCAGUGGAAAACAGCCUGUUUGCCACCCUCCGCAGUGAUGACUACGGAGAUCUUUCGAGCAGCCUUGGAGCCAGAGAGAGCUCUGCUAUCAACCAAAGCCAUUUUGCCAUUGUGGGUAUUAGCGUUCUCUUUGGUCCUUUGUCAUCACUUAGCCUGAUUCACCUGCUGGGAGACUGGGGAAGACCUUCCAUAACAGAGUCCCAGCAACCUGCUCGCCACACGUCAACGUCAUAUGGAACAUCCGCCAGAGAGGCUCUGAAUAAUAAAAGUAUCAAGCCAUUGUUGAACGCAUUUAACCAGAUUCCUGGGAGUGAAAAUGAAAAGAAGUGUACCUUGGAUCAAGCUUUUAGAGUUAUUGUAGAAGAAGAAAUAAUAAACAAAGCUCCAUGUGAAAAUCUCCUGGCAAUUAUUUCUCUUGCUAUUAAUGGAGUCACAGAAGGUAUCUGCACUGCAUCAACCCCUUUUGUGCUUCUGGGGGAUGUUCUGGAUUGCCUGCCUUUGGAUCAGUGUGACAAAAUUUUCACUUUUGUGGAGAAAAAUGUUGCUACGUGGAAAUCGAAUAUGUUUUACUCUGCAGGGAAAAAUUACUUGCUACGAAUGUGCAAUGACCUCCUAAGAAGAUUAUCUAAGUCACAAAACACAGUCUUCUGUGGAAGAAUUCAGCUAUUCUUGGCUAGGUUAUUUCCACUUUCAGAAAAGUCAGGACUUAACUUGCAGAGUCAGUUUAACCUGGAAAAUGUCACUGUUUUCAAUACCAAUGAACAUGAGAGCACUCUAGGACAGAAGCACACCGAGGAGAGAGAAGAAGGAAUGGACGUAGAAGAAGGUGAAAUGGGAGAUGAUGAAGCACCAACAAGUUGUUCCAUUCCAAUAGAUUAUAACCUGUAUAGAAAAUUCUGGUCACUUCAAGAUUAUUUUAGAAAUCCUGUGCAGUGCUACGAGAAGGUCUCAUGGAAAACUUUUCUUAAGUACUCAGAAGAAGUUCUGGCUGUUUUCAAAAGUUACAAAUUGGACGACACUCAGGCUUCUCGAAAAAAGUUGGAAGAACUAAAAACAGGAGGAGAACAUGUGUAUUUUGCAAAGUUCCUAACUAGUGAAAAGCUGAUGGAUUUACAGCUGAGUGACAGUAACUUUCGCCGUCACAUCUUGUUGCAGUACCUAAUACUAUUUCAGUAUCUAAAGGGGCAGGUCAAAUUUAAAAGUUCAAACUAUGUUCUAACAGAUGAACAGUCUCUUUGGAUUGAAGAUACUACAAAAGCGGUUUACCAGCUUCUUUCAGAAAAUCCUCCAGAUGGGGAAAGAUUCUCAAAAAUGGUAGAGCAUAUAUUAAAUACCGAAGAAAACUGGAACUCAUGGAAAAAUGAGGGCUGCCCAAGUUUUGUGAAAGAAAGACCUCCUGAUUCUAAGCCAAUGAGGCCUGUGAGAAAGAGGCCAGCUCCAGAGGACUUCUUAGGAAAAGGACCAAACAAAAGAAUCCUUAUGGGGAAUGAGGAACUGACCCGCCUUUGGAAUUUAUGUCCUGAUAACAUGGAAGCUUGUAAAUCUGAGAGUAGGGAAUAUAUGCCAACGUUGGAGGAAUUUUUUGAAGAAGCUAUUGAACAAGCAGAUCCUGAAAACAUGGUUGAAAAUAAGUAUAAGGCUGUGAACAAUUCUAACUAUGGCUGGAGAGCAUUGAGACUUCUAGCUCGCAGAAGUCCCCACUUCUUCCAGCCAACAAACCAACAAUUCAAGAGUUUACCUGAAUAUCUAGAAAACAUGGUAAUCAAAUUAGCCAAGGAGCUGCCUCCUCCUUCUGAAGAAAUAAAAACAGGCGAAGAUGAAGAUGAGGAAGAUAAUGAUGCUUUAUUAAAAGAAAACAAUGAAAGUCCAGAGGUACAACGGGACAAAGCCAUGACGGGCGAACAAAUCGAGUCAUUUGCGAACAGGCUUGGGGAGCAGUGGAAGGCCUUGGCCCCCUACUUGGAAAUGAAGGAUUCUGAUAUACGGCAGAUCGAGUCAGACAGCGAGGACAUGAAGAUGAGAGCUAAGCAGCUGCUGGUUGCCUGGCAAGAUCAGGAGGGCGCACACGCCACCCCCGAGAAUCUGAUCACUGCGCUGAACAAAGCUGGGUUAAGUGACCUUGCGGAAGGCCUAACCAACGACACUGAAAGCAGCAGCUAACUCGCUUCAGAUGCUAACUCGUCGUUUGGUUUUGGCGGUGGUGGUUGUGGUUGUUAAUUGCGAUUGUUCUGGCUGUUGUUGUUGUCGUCGUUAAUUGUGACUGUUUUGUUUGUUGUUUUUAAUUGUUACUAUUGUUGCUAGGUAACAGAUUUUUGCUGGGUAUUUUAUGUUCAAUAAACGAUACAACUUUUUAA
Molecule: messenger RNA, 2489 nt
Organism: Aptenodytes forsteri (emperor penguin)
Lineage: Eukaryota; Metazoa; Chordata; Aves; Sphenisciformes; Spheniscidae
Gene: THOC1
Product: THO complex 1
Exons: 22
Coding region: 1-2295 (764 amino acids)
Biological process (GO): regulation of DNA-templated transcription elongation; signal transduction; mRNA export from nucleus
Cellular component (GO): THO complex part of transcription export complex
Molecular function (GO): protein binding
Source: RefSeq, a predicted model, not a curated record